GUGAAAGCGGCCAAAGUCUGGUUCUUUGUGGUUGUAUUCUUUGGUGACUGAAGUUCGUCAUGACGCUGUUCAAAACUGGUAUUCACUAACGACGCCAUUUUGGGCUGGUAAAGGAAGGGAGAUAUUCCUUGUUACAUUAGAUUAAUUUAGAUAGUGAAACGCUGUGUUCAUUUGCUGCAUUUGUAUAGCACAUUGUAAGGAGACAAUGUCUGGAUCUGGUGAUCAUGAUGAUGAGAGCUAUGUUGUGAAGCUUCGAGGUUUGCCAUGGUCAACCACAGUAGAUGAGAUUCUUAAGUUUUUCAGUGACUGCAGUAUAAAAGAUGGGAAGCUUGGUAUUCAUAUGACCAUGUCCAGAGAAGGACGACCAAGUGGUGAGGCAUAUGUGGAAAUGGAAACAGAUGAAGAUAUUGAAAAAGCUUGCAAGAAAGACAGGGAUCACAUGGGACAUAGGUAUAUCGAAGUGUUCAAGGCCAAACGAUCUGAAAUGGAAUGGGUUGUGAAACGUAGUGGCUUGAACUUGGAAAAUGCAAUGGAUGAUGGUUGUGUGAGACUCCGAGGACUACCAUUUGGUUGCUCGAAAGAAGAGAUAGCACAGUUCUUUUCAGGGUUGGAGAUAGUACCCAACGGGAUUUCCCUACCGACUGACUACACGGGAAGGAGUACGGGGGAGGCUUACGUUCAGUUUGUAAACAAAGAAGUGGCAGAGAAAGCUCUGCAGAAACACAAGGAUAAAAUAGGACACAGGUACAUCGAAAUAUUCCGUAGCAGUUUAUCAGAAGUUCGAGCUGCUAUUGGACCAAAGAUGCGUCCUAUGGGUCCAGGAGGCUUCAAUCAAAGACCUGCCCCAUAUGACAGAGGUGAUAGAUUUGGUGGAAUGAAUCGUUACAACAAUAUAGGCAGAGGAUCUCGGAGCUUUAAGGGUUUUGGAGAUUUUGAUGAUGGACCAAGUCCUUGGGGAUUCAACUCAUCUUGGGGCAGUGGCGGUGGUGGUCCUGGUCUACGUGGCAACCUAGGUGGCCGUGGAGGUGGUCUAAAUAUGAACAUGAAUAUGAACUCUGGUGGAUUUGGUGGACUAGGAAUGGGUCGUGGCGGUCGUGCUGGUGGAGGUGCAGGUGGAGGAAACUGGAGCAGCAAUGGAACUGGGCUGGGGGGAGGUGGCGGAGGUGGUGGGCAUUGCAUCCACAUGAGAGGACUGCCAUUCAGAGCAACACAGGCAGAUAUUGCUGAUUUCUUUAGGCCAGCUGUGCCAAUAAACAUUCGUCUCCUGUAUGAUAACAGUGGUCGUGCAUCUGGAGAAGCAGAUGUAGAGUUUGCAACUCAUGAAGAGGCAGUGAAAGGCAUGUCCAAAGAUAAAGGACAUAUGCAACAUCGUUACAUAGAGCUGUUCUUGAAUUCCACGCCCGGUAACUCUGGAGGAGGUGGUGGUGGUUUGGGAAGUGGCAACUUCGGAAGUAUGGGUGGUGGUGGAUUUGGGGGUGGUACUGGAGGUGGAGGCUUUGGAGGCGGUUUGGGGAGCAGUUUCCAGCGAGGAUAUUCAGGCAGCUUGGGGAGUGGAAUGGGGUACAGUAGCCAGAUGGGCGGUAGUAAUUACAGUUCAUUUUAAAAUUACAAAUGCACUUCUUGCAUGUAAUAUUGCAGAGUUAUGUGAGAGGGAAUCAUGUGAAUAGACUCUGACUUUGAUGAACAUUUUACUGGGCUCUUCUUUCUCAUACUCCCGGUGGGUUUGUCUCUUCAUAGAAUGUACAGAGGUGAUACAUCAUUCACACCACCAUAUGCUGAGAUUGCAGUGAGAGAUUUCUUGUCCUCUAAUUGUGAUGUGAAAUAACAAGAAGUGGCAGUGUCAUGUUCAUUGUGUGUACAUUACACACUUACAAGGUCUUUGAGAAAAUUAACCUGCCACUUAAUGUUACAUUGACAGUUCUUUAAAUUCACAGAUAUUCAACAGAGCCCCUCACUUGCCAUUAUGUUCAUAUCAUUGGCCUUUUAAUCUGUUUGUUUGAUUAAAGUAAUGGCCUAUGUAUAUGUGUUUUGUCAUUUAUAUUUUGCUCUCAGACUAAAAUUUUAGGUUUUUUUCUUUGGCUUGAGUUGUCUUGAAGUUAUCCUUAAUGUAAUUUAGACAAGCAGAACACUGAAGAAUGUAUUAAAAAGUCAUAACUCUAUAGAUGUUUAUAUUUGUUAUUGCCAUUAAUACAAAAGGUACAAACAUUUACUGCUAAGACAUUUUCUUUGUUGAUUGUUCAAUUGAUUUAAAGACAACUGUCAGUGGUGGUUGUUCCAAGCAAAUAGGCUUGUGAAGAAGUACUUUGCUUGCAUUCAGAAUUUUUGUUGUAAUCCACAUGUGUGAAUGAAAUCCAUGUAGUUUUCAUAUAUUAAAAACAUCUUACAUCUUUGGUAAUUUAUAGAAAUUAUUUUUAAUAAUGGAGAGUGUAGAUUCAUGUACUGAAUUCUGUCCAGCGUAUGCCAUAUAAACAUUUAUUUUGUGAAGUUGAAAGUUUGUUCAUUCAGAACUUCUUAGUAUGUGGUUAGUCUUUUGGAAUUUUUGUAACAUAAAUCUAGGUUCGGAAGGACAUACUUAUUUCACGUUUAAAGUGUGACGGAGAUGUAUGUAAUUGCACAGAAUGUCAUUGCACUGUGUCUGAAAAGGAAGUAAUUUUAAGUGCAGUUUAGGUAUAUAACAUGUUGGGGAUAAUGAACUGUGUGUUAUGCACAGUAAACAGCCGUAUAAAAUAAAUCUUGUGAGAAAACGACAAAUUCCACAUAAUGUCAUGUUAUAAUAUUAUACAAGUAUAUGAAUCUUAUGUAUUUGUUUCAGCAUCUAAAUGGUGAUCUGCAUUUGCUUAAGGAUGACUUCUGUCGGAAUUAUAGCACGUUCACAGUUCAGAGAUUUAUUUGGAAGGACAAAGUUGUGCGCUCUUAAGUGCCCAGGACAAUCACAAAGUAUUUUCUUCCAUAGCUGUGUUUUAGUAUGUAACACUCAGGUGUAGUAUUUUCUGUUAAUUGUAUGGAAAAAAAUGUAAUGGCAUGAAAAAUCCAUGAUGUUCAAAGGCAUACUUGUUUUUAUUUAAUUUGUCCUUACAGAAACAUGUUGUGAAUGUGACUGUGUAAUUCUGCAGUAUGACUUUAAUCUAAAUUAAAUGUUAUGUAAUUUUUAUA
Zootermopsis nevadensis is the source of this 3153-nucleotide messenger RNA. RefSeq names its product heterogeneous nuclear ribonucleoprotein glorund (gene glo). NCBI's taxonomy places the organism in Eukaryota, Metazoa, Arthropoda, Insecta, Blattodea, Termopsidae. Gene Ontology annotation, molecular function: RNA binding. The record is from RefSeq and is a predicted model, not a curated record.